Grus americana (Whooping crane) is the source of this 3721-nucleotide messenger RNA. It is a transcript of the gene SKAP2, whose product is annotated as src kinase associated phosphoprotein 2. The transcript has 13 exons. Bases 141 to 1160 code for a protein of 339 amino acids. The record is from RefSeq and is a predicted model, not a curated record. Gene Ontology annotation, cellular component: plasma membrane; cytoplasm. NCBI's taxonomy places the organism in Eukaryota, Metazoa, Chordata, Aves, Gruiformes, Gruidae. Gene Ontology annotation, molecular function: protein binding.
CACGCCCCCAUGGCUCGCGGCCGUACCGUUGCGGCCGGGGGGCGGGGUUUUCGCUUCCUCCCUGGCGGGGCCGGGGCGAGUCGUGCAGCCCCGCCCGCGGGGUGUCCCCGGUCGCCCGGCUGCCCCCCGCCGCCCUCAGCAUGCACGGCGCGCUCGCCGUCCCCGAGGAGGUCUGCAGCCUCCUGGCAGAUGUUGACACAUUUAUUUCCCAAACACUAAAAGGAGAAAAUCUAUCCAAGAAAGCAAAGGAAAAAAGGGAAGUUCUUCUUAAGAAGAUAAAAGAUGUUAAAGCAAGUUAUCCUCAAGAAUUCCAGGAUAAAGAAUUGGAAGAUGAGGAAGAGUCUGAGGGCUCUUUUCCUUCGCCUCCUGAUAGUGUCUCAAUAGCAUCUGACCGAUAUGAUAAAGAGGAUGAAGCACCCUCUGAUGGCAAUCAGUUUCCUCCUAUUGCAGCUCAAGAUCUUCAGUUUGUUUUAAAGGCUGGAUACCUGGAAAAACGCAGGAAAGACCACAGUUUUCUCGGCUUUGAAUGGCAAAAGCGUUGGUGUGCUAUCAGUAAGACGGUCUUCUAUUAUUAUGGAAGUGAAAAAGACAAACAACAGAAAGGUGAAUUUGCCUUAGAGGGCUACACCAUCAGAAUGAAUAAUAGCCUUCGGAAGGAUGCAAAGAAAGAUUGCUGUUUUGAAAUCUCUGCUCCUGAUAAGCGCAUUUAUCAGUUCACAGCUGCCACUCCCAAAGAAGCAGAGGAAUGGGUACAGCAAGUCAAAUUUGUAAUUCAAGAUAUGGAAUCUAAUACUAUUCCUGAGGAGGAGGAGGAAGAGGAAUAUGACGAUGUUGGACAAGUGAGCAGUGAACCAAUAGAUGAUAGCAUUUAUGAAGAAGUUAAAGAAGAAUGUGCUCCUUCAAAGCCUGAAGUGCCAAGAAAACCAAGCCAGGAGAAAGUUACCGCUGCUUCAGAUGGCAAGAAUACUGAUUAUGCCAAUUUCUAUCAAGGUUUGUGGGACUGCACAGGAGAUGUACCCGAUGAGUUGACAUUUAAACGUGGUGACGUUAUCUACAUUCUCAGCAAGGAGUACAAUAGAUUUGGCUGGUGGGUAGGAGAAAUGAAGGGAACCAUUGGCUUGGUGCCUAAAGCCUACAUAAUGGAGAUGUAUGAUAUUUGAGAGGCCUGGGAGAAAUCUGCACUUGAAAUCAAGAGUGGCGUGCAGCUGCAGUUUACAGACCUGGCCUCUGAAAGAAGAUGAUGGUUCUGCCGUACACGUUUUGUGGUUUCAGUGAAUGUAGUCAGAUCGUUGCCUUGUGUAUAUUAGACAUUAAAACCUGUAAUUGAUCGUAAUUCUGCGGAAAUGUUCUUCUUAGCCAGUUUAUAUAGAAUUGUAAUGCUAGGAAAUGAAAUAGAUGGUAAUGAACAUAUGGAGCACAAGCAGCCAAAUAGUGCCUGUUGCUCUUUUCUUAAGCGUAUUAGCUGCCCUCUGUAUAGCUAUAGGUUUGUGUUCUUUCAGGGAAUUUGGCUAUGUUUUCCUGUUCCUCAGAUUUAGGAAAAUAAAGCUGAACUUCAACAGUAGAAAACUGUUACUUAGUUCAUGCAUGCAUUAGCCUUUUAAUGCUUGCUGUACAUUUUGUGCAGUUUCCUGGGAAAAUCAAGGGAAAUUGAUAUGUAAUAUUGCAAUCUUCAGUAUUGCAAUCUUCAGGGUAUUCUGCUUCCAAAUGUAUUUGGUUUACGUUUUAGCUAAUGAAUUAUUUUUCUCAUAUAUUCAGUAUUGUAUUGUUAAUUAAUGUUACCACAAAAUGAAGGCUUGAUUCUUUUGCUAAUGUAAUAAAUCUGCCUGUGUGGUAAUACUGCCUUGAUACCGUUCUGACUUGGUAAAUUAUGAAUUAUGUGAAAAUUUGUAAAAAUAUAAUACAUUAAACACCCCCACCCCCCCCCCAAAUUUGCUAAGUCAACAUGAGCUAAAUGGCAGGUAAGAAUGAUCUUUUCUGGUGGUAGUGUGAAAUAUUUUAUCUGUACCUUACAGAUAAUUUGACAGAGUCAAGUCUGGAUACCUUGUCAAUAUGUGGAAUUUCUGAUACAAGUUGUGCCACAGACUUCAGCUCUAUGUGGGUUAAUAACGGCUACCUGCAGUCUUAGUCUCAAAUCCAGAACUUUGUGGCUAAAAGCAUCAGUUGAAACAUAAAAAAAGUACACUAAAAUACUCUCACUUGUGGACGAGGGGUUGGGCAAGUCAGAGUUAAUACUUUAAAUCCUCUUGUUUUGGAGAUGUGCUUUACUAUUAGCAUGCGAGAUCAACUUAUUUUUUUUAAUCCUCCCACACACUUGAUUUGUGAGACCCUUAAUCUGCCAAAGAGGCAGGUCAAGCCAGUCUGCAAAUUGCUGAGCCUCUGCAGGUCCCCUUGUAGUUGCUUGUGCUGUUUAUGCUUCAGGCGGGCCCUGGAAGCACUGUGGGUUAAAAGGUAACGUGAGUCUGAACUCGGAAUUACAUCCUUUCAGUAAACAAAGAUGUUGUGCUUUAUAUUAACUAACUUAUGCUACUCGACGGUGCACUGGAUUCUAAUGGGAGUCAAACAGGGUACAGAGUUUUGCUGUAAUUUUUUAAAAAAGAGAUAGUCAUUGAAAUGGAUUCUGUAUGUUAUCAGUGAAGCAUUAAAAUGAUAGAUUAUAGUCUUCAGAUCUUUUACUACUUUAAUUUAUCAAGUGUACUUGUGGAUUGUGUACAGAAUGUGAAGCGUUAAUAUCACGCCUAGAAAAGCUCCCUUCUUUCUUGUUAACAUGGCAGCGUAAUAAAUCUGCCCACCGAAAUGGCUUUUUAUUAAUUAUGGAAUUCAGAAUUCCACCACCACCUACUUUUGGGGGAGUAAUUCCCCCCCCACCCCCCACCCCCCCCCCGGGUUGAGCGUGAAACUUGAUUUCGGACAGGACCAGCGCUGGGACACUGGUGCCGAGCCGGGACCGGCUGUGGGGGACCCGGCGCUGCCGGUGCCCGGAGGAAGGGAAGGGGCGGCGGGCGGAGGCGGCGGCUGCUCCGCGCAACGUUGCGCGCCCUGCGCUGCCCUACCCUGCGCUGCGCUGCGCGCCCGCGGCGGUAGGUGGCAGCAAAUUUUCACAGCACGGGAGGAGGCCGAGCCCGUCCCCUUCCCCCUUCCCCCUUCCCCGCGCCGCUUCUGCCGUUUUUCCAGGAGAGGGAGUCCUUACCCAACCGAUGAGCAGCUGGCCUGCCCAGCGCUUUCUCUCCUGGGUGGUGGCAACCAGAGAAAUAAAGUGGCUUUUGUCUGUAGCUCUGCUUUAGGGCUUCCCCCCCACCCUCCCCACGCGUCUCAGUACGGUAAACAAACUGCCUUUAAAUUUAAACCGUGAAAGAUGUCCUGAAACUCACUCGAAGUGUCUUGGAAUAAACCGGCGAUGGACUACGGAUGGAUUGUUUACUUUAAAUCUGUGCAAAUACCAUAACCUUUUUUGGAUAAGAACAUCUUUGUUAAUACUACUUAAACAAAAACUCAUUGGUAGAAAAUGCUAAUUGCUUGAUUUUCUUUGUUUACUUACGUUGCACUUGCCUUUCCGUGAACAGUAAGCUAAUUUUUUAGAAGGUGAUUGUAAGUCAUAUUUUGUACAGCAUUUUACUCGAUUAUUUGCUCUGUUCUGGAUUUGUACUAUACUGCCAUUAGAUCUUACAAUAAUGUUCUACUCUGCAAAUUUUUAAGGUUCAAAUAAAGUUUAAUUGUUUGCAAA